Rhodotorula toruloides NP11 is the source of this 1656-nucleotide messenger RNA. RefSeq lists its product as uncharacterized. The transcript has 3 exons. The record is from RefSeq and is a predicted model, not a curated record. Gene Ontology annotation, biological process: protein N-linked glycosylation. Bases 1 to 1656 code for a protein of 551 amino acids. NCBI's taxonomy places the organism in Eukaryota, Fungi, Basidiomycota, Microbotryomycetes, Sporidiobolales, Sporidiobolaceae. Gene Ontology annotation, molecular function: alpha-(1->6)-fucosyltransferase activity.
AUGGCCAGGAGCAUGACGGCGUCGACUCUCUUCCAAUUCUUGCGACAGAAGAAUCGCCUCAACGGCCUAAUGGCAGCCAGCUUUACCCUCCUGAUCGUCCUCAGCCUCUCACACCACGACGUUCGACAUGUCGCUGCCGCCCGCCUCCCUUCCUUCGCCCGGUCGACCCUGUCUCCCGCCGAACCCGUCGUUGCUCGAGCGGUCAACGCCCACUUUGAGCUCGAACGGCAGUCGAGGCGUUACUCGCCGCGGGAAACGCUCGCCGUCGCACUGCGCGUCGCAUCGGCGGACCAGCCGCGAUGUGCGGCCGUCGAGCAGCUGCUGAGCGCUUUCCGAGGCGGGGACGAUCGCUGGCUCUCGUUCGAGCAGGACGAGCAGACAGCGCGGCGGUGCGGUGGGGCUAGCCACGCCGUGACCGACACGAGCCGGCACGAGGUCGUCUUUGUCCGAGUCGAGGACGCCGUGAUGGACUCGCAUGACGGACCCAACUGCCGCGACUGCGCCUCGAAGCUCGUCGUCGUGCACUCGCCAGACCCUCGACGGCUCGAGGACAAGAAGGCCGAGAUGCUCGACACCGGCCUCGCCUGGAUGGUCGUCUCCGACGUCCAGUCCACCCCGACAGGACAUUUCUUCGCCCUCCGCGCCCUCCCCCUCGCAGCCCGCGAAGAGCGCCACCUUCGCCGCUUCCGCGACCUGCAGACCCGCGACCUGCCGUGCUCCGAACAAAAGUUCAUCCUCGCCGAGUACCAGCGGUUCGGGUUUGGCAGCUCGAUCGCCAUGCUCGCUGGCGCCUCGUACUACGCCGCUAUGCACAACCGCACGAUCAUCUACCGGCCCGGUCGGGAGUUUGCCUACCUCCCGCCCAAUUUCUGCGAGUCCGACAACCUCAACUGCUACUUCCACGGCUUCUUCCACCGCCAGCAUCGCUGCCUCGACUACGUCGACGCGGAAAUCAAGUCCCGACCCGUCCUCGACCCGCCCAAGGCCAAGCAAGGCCCGCGCCAGCUCGACCCAGCCUCGCGCGACGCCAGCGACCCCGUAUGGCUGCUCGAGUGGCCCAACCCAGCCGGCUUCGACGGCACCUACUACGACUUCCUGCGCAAGAACGGCUACGACGUCCGCGCGUCCCUUACCGGCCUCCUCCUCCUCAACCCGACUCGUCGCGUACGUGAAGGCGUUGAAGAACAUUCGAAUGGGGGCUCGAAACUCGCGCGCUACAUCGGCGCGCACGUCCGGCAUGGAGACAAGAAGCUCGAGGCGACCCUCGUCAACUUCACGUCCUACAUGGACGAGGUCGAGCGGCGCGGUCGCGCCUCGGGCAUCCGCGACGUCUUUCUCGCGACGGACGAUGCAGAGGUCGUCGAGCGCGAGACGAGCGAAUACCCGCUCCUCCGCUUCUCCCUCCAAGACACGCUCCGUCCAAAGUCUGGGUUCUGGUACGACGGAUUCCGAGGCAAACAGUUCGACCUCUUCCUCUCGGUCUAUACGGACGUCGCCAUGCUCAGUCAGGCAGACAUCUUUGUCGGGACGGGCUCGUCCAGCAUGAGCACGCUCGUGCAGGCUCUGCGUGGCGUCCUACACAAGCACGAGACGUACAUGCUGGACGAGAAGGGUGUGGCGAGGGAGGCCGCAAUGUCAGAGGCGUUCUUUGAUUAG